Messenger RNA from Ostrinia furnacalis (Asian corn borer), 1010 nucleotides. RefSeq names its product sodium/potassium-transporting ATPase subunit beta-2-like. Gene Ontology annotation, biological process: intracellular potassium ion homeostasis; sodium ion export across plasma membrane; intracellular sodium ion homeostasis. The transcript has 6 exons. The record is from RefSeq and is a predicted model, not a curated record. NCBI's taxonomy places the organism in Eukaryota, Metazoa, Arthropoda, Insecta, Lepidoptera, Crambidae. Gene Ontology annotation, cellular component: sodium:potassium-exchanging ATPase complex. Gene Ontology annotation, molecular function: ATPase activator activity. Bases 55 to 840 code for a protein of 261 amino acids.
AUUCUACUAUUCUACCUAAUCUUCUAUGCCAUCCUGGUGGGCUUCUUCGCGGCCAUGCUGGCCAUCUUCUACCAGACCCUGGACUCCAAGAUGCCCAAGUGGCAGCUGGAGGGCUCACUCAUUGGCAACAACCCAGGUCUGGGCUUCCGACCCAUGCCCGACUCGGCCAACGUGGAGAGCACGCUGAUCUACUACCGGGCCAACGACAAGGGCUCCGUGCUGAAGUGGGCCAAGAUCAUCGAUGAGUACCUGGACCAAUACCGCAAGAAGGGCAGCGGCAGUGGCGAGGCGACUGGAGCGGAGAACCGCGUGGCCUGCAACCCCAACACCGGCUCCCGAGACCUGGGCGAGAAGCAGGUCUGCGACGUCCCCGUCGACGACUUCCACCCCUGCACUUCUGCCAACCAGUACAACUACGAGGAGGCCGGCCCUUGCGUGUUCUUGAAGCUCAAUAAGAUCUUCAACUGGGUACCCGACCCAUACAACAGCACCGAGGAUGUCCCCUCCAACAUGCCUGAUGACCUGAAACAGCACAUCAAGAUGGUCUCUGGCAAACCAGAAGCAAACACCGUGUGGGUGUCCUGCGAAGGUGAGAAUCCUGCUGACGUGGAGAACAUCGGCCCGGUGCAGUACAUCCCGCGACGAGGCUUCCCGGCCUUCUACUACCCCUUCACCAACAAAGAGGGCUACCUGAGCCCCCUGGUCGCUGUGCUCUUCGAGAAGCCCAGGACGGGUGUUUUAAUCAACAUCGAGUGCAAAGCAUGGGCGAAGAACAUCCAAUACGACCGCUACGAGCGGCGCGGCUCGGUUCACUUCGAGCUGAUGGUGGACCGCGGCUAAACGGCCCCCUGCCCGCCAGCCUGUUGACUCGCUAGCCGGACUGACUAGAACCCACCCACCACCCACACCUCACCCACCGAACCCAGCCUUCGACCAGCUGACCGUCUCAGGAAUCCAUUGACUGAACAAGCAACCAUUGCCGAUUAUCGCCUCGGCCUUUCAACUUGGAC